AUGCGCCUGUCCACCUCUGCCAAGUCCACCUCUGCCAAGUCCACCUCUGCCAAGUCCACCUCUGUCAAUCCACCUCUGCCAGGUCAACCUCUGUCAUCUGCCAAGUCCACCUCUGCCAAGUCCACCUCUGCCAAGUCCACCUCUGCCAAGUCCACCUCUGCCAAUUCCACCUCUUUCAAGUCCACCUCUGUCAUCUGCCAAUCCACCUCUGCCAAGUCUACCUCUGCCAAUUCCACCUCUGUCAAUUCCACCUCUGCCAAGUCCACCUCUGCCAAGUCCACCUCUGUCAAUUCCACCUCUGCCAAGUCCACCUCUUCCACCUCUGCCAAGUCCACCUCUGCCAAUUCCACCUCUGUCAAUUCCACCUCUGCCAAGUCCACCUCUGCCAAGUCCACCUCUGCCAAGUCCACCUCUUCCACCUCUGCCAAGUCCACCUCUGCCAAGUCCACCUCUGCCAAGUCCACCUCUGCCAAUUCCACCUCUUUCAAGUCCACCUCUGUCAUCUGCCAAUCCACCUCUGUCAAUUCCACCUCUGCCAAUUCCACCUCUGUCAAUUCCACCUCUGCCAAGUCCACCUCUGCCAAGUCCACCUCUGUCAAGUCCACCUCUGUCAAGUCCACCUCUUCCACCUCUGCCAAGUCUACCUCUGCCAAUUCCACCUCUGUCAAUUCCACCUCUGCCAAGUCCACCUCUGCCAAGUCCACCUCUGUCAAUUCCACCUCUGCCAAGUCCACCUCUUCCACCUCGGUCAUUGUCAAGUCCACCUAUGCCAAGUCCACCUCUGCCAAGUCCACCUCUGUCAAGUCCACCUCUGUCAAGUCCACCUCUGUCAAGUCCACCUCUGUCAAGUCCACCUCUGCCAAGUCCACCUCUGCCAAUUCCACCUCUUUCAAGUCCACCUCUGUCAUCUGCCAAUCCACCUCUGCCAAGUCCACCUCUGCCAAUUCCACCUCUGUCAAUUCCACCUCUGCCAAGUCCACCUCUGCCAAGUCCACCUCUGCCAAGUCCACCUCUUCCACCUCUGCCAAGUCCACCUCUGCCAAGUCCACCUCUGCCAAGUCCACCUCUGCCAAUUCCACCUCUUUCAAGUCCACCUCUGUCAUCUGCCAAUCCACCUCUGUCAAUUCCACCUCUGCCAAUUCCACCUCUGUCAAUUCCACCUCUGCCAAGUCCACCUCUGCCAAGUCCACCUCUGUCAAGUCCACCUCUGUCAAGUCCACCUCUUCCACCUCUGUCAAGUCCACCUCUGUCAAGUCCACCUCUGCCAAGUCCACCUUUGCCAAGUCCACCUCUGCCAAUUCCACCUCUUUCAAGUCCACCUCUGUCAUCUGCCAAUCCACCUCUGCCAAGUCCACCUCUGCCAAUUCCACCUCUGCCAAUUCCACCUCUGUCAAUUCCACCUCUGCCAAGUCCACCUCUGCCAAGUCCACCUCUGCCAAGUCCACCUCUUCCACCUCUGUCAAGUCCACCUCUGUCAAGUCCACCUCUGUCAAGCCCACCUCUGCCAAGCCCACCUCUGCCAAGUCCACCUCUGUCAAGUCCACCUCUGUCAUCUGCCAAUCCACCUCUGUCAAGUCCACCUCUACCAAGUCCACCUCUGCCAAGUCCACCUCUACCAAGUACACCUCUGCCAAGUCCACCUCUGCCAAGUCCACCUCUGCGAAGUCCAACUCUACCAAGUCCACCUCUACCAAGUACACCUCUGCCAAGUCCACCUCUACCAAGUCCACCUCUACCAAGUCCACCUCUGUCAAGUCCACCUCGUCCACCUCUGCCAAGUCCACCUCUGCCAAGUCCACCUCUGCCAAGUCCACCUCUGCCAAUUCCACCUCUUUCAAGUCCACCUCUGUCAUCUGCCAAUCCACCUCUGUCAAUUCCACCUCUGCCAAUUCCACCUCUGUCAAUUCCACCUCUGCCAAGUCCACCUCUGCCAAGUCCACCUCUGUCAAGUCCACCUCUGUCAAGUCCACCUCUUCCACCUCUGUCAAGUCCACCUCUGUCAAGUCCACCUCUGUCAAGUCCACCUCUGCCAAGUCCACCUUUGCCAAGUCCACCUCUGCCAAUUCCACCUCUUUCAAGUCCACCUCUGUCAUCUGCCAAUCCACCUCUGCCAAGUCCACCUCUGCCAAUUCCACCUCUGCCAAUUCCACCUCUGUCAAUUCCACCUCUGCCAAGUCCACCUCUGCCAAGUCCACCUCUGCCAAGUCCACCUCUUCCACCUCUGUCAAGUCCACCUCUGUCAAGUCCACCUCUGUCAAGCCCACCUCUGCCAAGCCCACCUCUGCCAAGUCCACCUCUGUCAAGUCCACCUCUGUCAUCUGCCAAUCCACCUCUGUCAAGUCCACCUCUACCAAGUCCACCUCUGCCAAGUCCACCUCUACCAAGUACACCUCUGCCAAGUCCACCUCUGCCAAGUCCACCUCUGCGAAGUCCAACUCUACCAAGUCCACCUCUACCAAGUACACCUCUGACAAGUCCACCUCUACCAAGUCCACCUCUGCCAAGUCCAACUCUACCAAGUCCACCUCUGCCAAGUCCACCUCUGCCAAGUCCACCUUCCAUCCACCUCUGUCAUCUGCCAAGUCCACCUCUGCCAAGUCCACCUCUGCCAAGUCCACCUCUACCAAGUCCACCUCUACCAAGUCCACCUCUGCCAAGUCCACCUCUGCCAAGUCCACCUCUGCCAAGUCCACCUCUGCCAAGUCCACCUUCCAGUUGCCUAUUUUGUUAAAAUAUUUCCUGUAUUUAUGUUCAACUGUCUCACAACAGGUCAAAGCUAACUUCAGGAGAAUGAUGAGUGCUGGGGAGAACUGA
Messenger RNA from Oncorhynchus masou masou (cherry salmon), 2814 nucleotides. RefSeq names its product serine-rich adhesin for platelets-like. The transcript has 23 exons. Bases 1 to 2814 code for a protein of 937 amino acids. The record is from RefSeq and is a predicted model, not a curated record. NCBI's taxonomy places the organism in Eukaryota, Metazoa, Chordata, Actinopteri, Salmoniformes, Salmonidae.